This is a messenger RNA of Lepus europaeus (European hare), 5045 nucleotides long. RefSeq names its product MTSS I-BAR domain containing 1 (gene MTSS1). Gene Ontology annotation, molecular function: phospholipid binding; actin binding. Gene Ontology annotation, cellular component: cytoplasmic side of plasma membrane; actin cytoskeleton. The record is from RefSeq and is a predicted model, not a curated record. The transcript has 16 exons. Gene Ontology annotation, biological process: adherens junction maintenance; plasma membrane organization; positive regulation of actin filament bundle assembly. Lineage: Eukaryota; Metazoa; Chordata; Mammalia; Lagomorpha; Leporidae. The coding region runs from base 471 to 2870 and encodes 799 amino acids.
CGCGGCUGCGAGCGACAGACCCGGGCGCCCCGAGCGGACCCGCGCGCGCGCGGCUGCGGGGAGGGCGAGUGCUCCCUCUUUUGUUUUUUUAAAUUUCAAAACCUAGUUUGGCUUCCCUCUGGAACGCUUUCGUUUUGAAAGGGCGCUGGCCCCGAGUCAGCGGGCGCUUUUCUCUGCACCAAGAUGGGCUUUGGCGCUUCCGUCGCGGGCACCAGCGGUGGCCUGAUUGUCAGUCUGCUCCGGGCAUUUUCAAGGCCGGGAGCCCAGCGCUGCGUGUAGGCGAGUCUCCCCGCGGGGCGCUUUGGCGUUUUCGGAGUCUCGUUGUUCUCUGGGGCCGAGAAGCGGCGGCCUCGUGCGCUCCGUCGCCCCUGCAGCAGCGGCCGCGAGGUGGAGGUGGGUCGCUCGGAGGGCGCCGUUCCCCGCGGUGAGCAGCCGCCCCAGCGAGUCCUCUGCCAGCCGGCGCCGGGAAAAUGGAGGCUGUGAUUGAGAAGGAAUGCAGCGCGCUCGGAGGCCUCUUCCAGACCAUCAUCAGCGACAUGAAGGGGAGCUAUCCGGUUUGGGAAGAUUUCAUAAACAAAGCAGGAAAGCUGCAGUCCCAGCUUCGGACAACAGUAGUAGCAGCAGCUGCCUUCUUGGAUGCCUUUCAAAAAGUGGCUGACAUGGCCACCAACACACGUGGUGGGACCAGGGAGAUCGGCUCCGCGCUCACCAGGAUGUGCAUGCGGCACAGGAGCAUAGAAGCCAAGCUGCGGCAGUUCUCCAGUGCUUUAAUUGAUUGUCUGAUAAACCCACUUCAAGAACAGAUGGAAGAAUGGAAGAAGGUGGCCAACCAGCUGGAUAAAGACCAUGCAAAAGAAUAUAAAAAAGCUCGCCAAGAGAUAAAAAAGAAGUCCUCAGAUACGCUGAAACUGCAGAAGAAAGCGAAAAAAGUGGAUGCUCUCGGGAGGGGCGAUAUCCAGCCCCAGCUGGACAGCGCGCUCCAGGACGUCAACGACAAGUACCUCUUGUUGGAAGAAACAGAGAAGCAGGCGGUCCGGAAGGCUUUGAUCGAGGAGCGCGGCCGCUUCUGCACCUUCAUCUCCAUGCUGCGGCCUGUGAUCGAAGAAGAAAUCUCAAUGCUAGGGGAAAUCACCCACCUUCAGACUAUUUCGGAAGACCUCAAGAGCCUGACCAUGGACCCUCACAAACUGCCGUCCUCCAGCGAACAGGUGAUUUUGGACUUGAAGGGCUCCGAUUACAGCUGGUCCUAUCAGACGCCGCCCUCUUCACCCAGCACCACCAUGUCCAGGAAGUCCAGCGUGUGCAGCAGCCUCAACAGUGUCAACAGUAGCGACAGCCGGUCCAGCGGCUCCCACUCGCACUCGCCCAGCUCACACUACCGCUACCGCAGCUCCAACCUGGCGCAGCAGGCCCCCGUGAGGCUGUCCAGCGUGUCCUCCCAUGACUCAGGGUUCAUAUCCCAGGACGCCUUCCAGUCCAAGUCGCCAUCCCCCAUGCCACCGGAGGCCCCCAACCAGAACUCGUCCAGCUCGGCCUCCUCGGAAGCCUCGGAAACCUGCCAGUCAGUGAGCGAGUGCAGCUCCCCGACCUCGGUCAGCUCGGGCUCCACCAUGGGGGCCUGGGCGUCCACCGAGAAGUUGUCUAACGGGUUUUCUCACUGUAGUUUGUCCAGUGAGUCCCAUGUGGGGCCCGUGGGCGCAGGCCUUUUCCCUCCCUGCCUGCCCGCUUCCCGGCUGCUGCCCCGGGUCACCUCUGUCCACCUUCCAGACUACGCUCAUUAUCACACCAUUGGGCCCGGCAUGUUCCCGUCAUCUCAGAUCCCUAGCUGGAAGGACUGGGCCAAGCCAGGCCCCUACGACCAGCCCCUGGUGAACACCCUGCAACGCCGCAAGGAGAAGCGCGAGCCAGACUCCAACGGAGGAGGGCCCGCCGGUGCAGGCGGCCCGCCGGCGGCUGCGGACGAGGCCCAGAGACCGCGCAGCAUGACUGUGUCGGCUGCCAGCAGGCCUGGUGAGGAGAUGGAAGCUUGUGAGGAGCUGGCCCUCGCCCUGUCACGUGGCCUCCAGCUGGACACCCAGAGGAGCAGCCGGGACUCCCUGCAGUGCUCCAGCGGCUACAGCACCCAGACGACCACGCCGUGCUGCUCCGAGGACACUAUCCCGUCCCAAGUUUCAGAUUACGAUUAUUUCUCCGUAAGUGGGGACCAGGAGGCCGAGCAGCAGGAGUUCGACAAAUCCUCCACGAUUCCGAGAAACAGUGACAUCAGCCAGUCCUACCGGCGCAUGUUCCAAGCCAAGCGCCCCGCCUCCACUGCCGGCCUCCCUACCACCCUCGGACCCGCCAUGGUCACCCCAGGGGUUGCCACCAUCCGACGGACGCCUUCCACCAAGCCUUCUGUCCGCCGGGGCACCAUUGGAGCUGGGCCCAUCCCCAUCAAGACACCAGUGAUUCCAGUCAAAACCCCCACCGUCCCAGACCUGCCGGGGGUGCUGCCAGCACCCCCAGAUGGGCUGGAAGAGCGCGGGGAGCACAGCCCCGAGUCGCCGUCUGUGGGCGAGGGCCCCCAGGGUGGCCCCAACGCGCCCGCCUCCAUGUGGAGCGGCCAGGCCUCAGUCAACCCUCCACUUCCAGGCCCGAAGCCCAGUAUCCCCGAGGAGCACAGGCCGGCGAUUCCGGAAAGCGAGGCCGAAGACCAGGAGAGGGAUCCCCCAAGUGCCACGGUCUCCCCAGGCCAGGUCGCAGAGAGUGACCCUGCAGAGCUGAGCCCGAGAGAGACUCCGCAAGGAGAAGAUAUGCUGAACGCCAUCCGCAGGGGCGUGAAGCUGAAGAAGACCACGACGAACGAUCGCUCCGCCCCCCGCUUCUCGUAGGCGCUCCUAGGCUGGCAGGGAGGGGUGAACUCUUUAAUGAAUACAAGCCUAAUUUGUCUUGAUCCAUUCCAAUCUAUAAUCAAACAAGAUAUUUUGUAGGCAACUCAGAAUACAGCUCUUUUGAAAGUACUCGACAUCUUUAGAUAAGAAUUAAAAGCAACAUAUGUAACUGACAUAAUCUUGAUCUUUUAAUUUGUAAAUAUUGACAGUUUUCUUUCUGCACAUUUUAAUCUUAGUUUCCCUUUUGAUUUUUCUGAAGGUGCCAAAUUCCAUUUAACUUUUUUACAAGUCUUUGUAAAAUUUUAAAUGCAUACGGGGGAGGGUGGUUGGGGCAGGGGAACCAAUAAGUAGUUAAUUUCAGAAAAAGAUUAAUAUACUCGGCUCUUUCUUCUUUUUCUUUUCCCUGUAAGCUUUUGUAGAUGCAUUGUAAUAGUCUAGCUUAUAAGCAAACUCAAGUUAUUUUAAUGUACAAACAAGAUGGCUAAGGGGACGCAUCCCCACCUACUAUACGCUGUUCUGGACGGGAAGAGCAGGAGUGAUGAUGAGCGAUACGGACAGGAGUAAAUCUGGAAAAGGUAGCCUGUUGGGAUUGGGGGGAGGGCCGUGGGAGGGGCACACUGUCAACAUAGCCGAUCCUGUUCCAUUUAAACCGUAGCCUCGUAGCUUGAAUUUCUAGUAGCUUUCAUGGUAAAUGCAUCCAAAUAAGCCAUACUGGAUUGCCGUGUUUGUUUCUGUAGGGUGUUUAAGGACUCUGUUCCGCCACGAUUCCUCCCGCCCCGCACACAGCAUCCACCUUGUCCCCAGCAUGCCGCCGCCGCCCCCGGGCACACGUAGUCCCCACCCCCACUUCAGCUCCUCCUCUGCUGUACUCACUUUCACGGAAUCACACAUCCAAAAGGGUAAGGCAGUUAAAAACGACGAAGACACUUACACAAAUGAGAGCAGGGAAUUCUUAGAUAGAGCAAAUGCCUUUACUUAACUGUGCCCAGCAGGCUGGGUGCAUUGAAAAGCCCAAAUAUUUAAAGAAAAAAAAAAAAAAAAAAAAGAACUCAAGCGGAUUUAACAAGGGUAACCAGCGUGGAGUCCAGCCACUCGCCAGUGUGCUUACGAACCUGGGGGCUUGUUUUUCGUACCUUCCUCUGAAGAGGUGUGGCAGUUAGUUGGCUUCAUACUACACACUGAAGACAGGAGGAUUGAUUUAUCAUCACUGGGAAUCCACCCAUGAUCCUGUCUGGGUUGUUUUGGUUGUUGUUGCUGUACUCUAGGUAAUUUUUUUUUUUUUUUGGAAUGGAGUUGUCUUUUCUUCUUUAAGUGGAAAUCUGUUAUAAUGCCCAUCCCCAAAAGUCAACAGAGACCUGUAGGUUUAAAGGGGCCCUGUGUGGAACAGCGAGAGUUUGGAAAGUGAGCGUGUGGCGGGUCCCCCACCCCUGCGGGUUUCUGUUGGCUCUGAUCGUCUCUGACAUCAUCUGAUGCUUUUCACAUCACCUCACUGGACGCGAGAGGCACGCACCUGUACAGCCGUCAUUCUGUAUAUUAACGCUUAACACUGCUGUGAUUGCUCAAGGGCAUUUUCUGUUCCGGCUUUAAAGCAAAGGCAUGAUUAUUAGGAAUUUUUAAGCGUUUUUUUCUUUGAAAAACAAGCUCCUUUUACAGACUAUAAGCAACAGUAGUGCCUGUGGUGUAGCCCACCAAUCUUGAUGAUAAAAGUAGCUGAUGCAUUGUGCAUAUGAUGCUCGAUGGUUUUUGCAGAAGCAGAAAUCGCCGCAAGGUAAUUACAAUAGAUAAAAGUGGUAUUUUAAACCUUUGAAAUAAAUGGAUGUAACUGUACCUUGGUACAGCUUCUCACUUGUUUAGUUUUUAAACGUUAGUAUAAUCUGAAUAAAUUUAAUAUAAAAUGUUGCCAAAUUCAAUGUAGAAAGAAUGUGACGAAACACCUUGGGUAGUUCUGUUUGUGUUUUUGCAUAUUGUAAAAGCAGUGUCACAGCUGAAAAUAAAGAGAUCCUUUCUAAAGGUAAAUUAUUGUGGUUUAGUUGCUAGUUUGUACUGAGAGUUGACCUCUCCCUGUGCAGUUUUUUGUUCUGAACUUGUAUAAAUAACGAUUGUGUACUGUGUCUCCCCUCUACAUUGUAACAAUUGCUUCAGCCUACAUAAAUAAAGAACCACUAGAAAAAGAAA